UGUGUAUGUUGUGAUAGCUUUGUUUCUAGCUAGCGAGCUUCUUCUAGUUACAUAGUCUUCUUCAUAGAUCUUAUUUUCUCUCUUAUCUUUUGUUCCUUUUUUUCUUUUUUUCUGCCUGUGGGUUUUGUCUAUUCUUCCUUUCUCCGCAGUGUUCCAAAAUCAGUGCAAUGCAUUUCUGGCAAUAGCAGCGUUCGUGAAUGCCAAAGAUCUGUCCCAAAGGCAGAGUUUUUUCUCCUUUUUUUCUUAUCUCCCUGGUCGAUGGUGUCACCACCACUUGCGAAAAGAAGGGUCUACCAGACCACCCAGUGCUACAUUCUCAAAUCUAAGCUUCUAUUCCAAAGUGGAGAUUAUUUUUGCCUCUAGCUUUGCAAGCUUGCUGGCUAUGGUGGUCGGUUAAGCUCUCCGUGUUGGUAUUAACUUGGGUCGCUGUUUGAGGUACCACUGGAAGAAACAAGAAAAAAUGGAGCCUUUGUGAGCGCGCGAGUGUGACAAUCGUAGUGGUGUGGGUGCCAAGAAGGAAGAACUAAGAACUGAGAGCUACAAAGACCCACCAUAGCCGCCCAUGCCUUCGAUCACACAGGCCCAGAUGGUGGAAUCUACGUGUGGAUCUUUGCUGCGGGAGCUCCAGCACAUAUGGGAUGAGAUUGGAGAGGAUGACACAGAGCGGGAUAGAAUGCUAAUGCAGCUGGAGCAAGAGUGUCUCGAGGUGUAUAGGAGGAAAGUAGAUCAAGCCAGCCAUGUCCGGGCAAAGCUCCGCCAAGCUCUAGCCGACUCCGAGGCCGAGCUCCAGACUCUUCACUCGGCUCUUGGAGAACAUCCAACUUUCACUCGAGGUGAGAAGAAAGCCUCUGGAACUUUGCGGGAGCAGGUUAAAGGAGUGGCUCCUCAGCUGGAGGAGCUGCGAGUGAAGAAGGACGAGCGGCUUAAGCACUUCAACGAAAUCUCGUCGCAAAUUCAGAAGAUAUCCGGCGAGAUCGUUGGCUCCGCGACUUCCCAGCUCGCAAACGGAGACAUUAAAGCGGAGUUUGAGGAUUUGUCGCAGCGGAGGCUCGAGGAGUACCAAGCCCAGCUCCAUGCACUCCAGAAAGAAAAGAGCAACAGGCUUCACAAGGUUCUCGAGUACGUGAACAGUGUGCACGACCUCUGUGCCGAGCUGGGCCUCGAGUUCUUCAAGAUCAUCACCGAAGUUCACCCGAGUUUGGAUGACUCCCACAGCGUGCAGUCGAGGAGCAUCACCAACGAGACGCUGGAUCGGCUGGCCAACACGAUCCAGUCACUCGAGGAAGAAAAGAAGCGCCGGAUCAAAAAGCUGCAAGAACUUGGGACGAAGCUCGUGGAUUUGUGGAAUCUCAUGGAGACACCAAAGGAAGAACAGCAGCUGUUUAGACACCUCACUUGCAACGUCGCGAGCUCCGAGUGUGUUCCUGGAUCUCUUGCGUUUGACAUAAUCGAAGAGGCGGAGGUGGAAGUCGAGAGGCUGGAGCGUCUCAAAGCGAGCAAGAUGAAAGAGCUGGUGAUGAGAAAGAGGCUGGAGCUCGAGGAGAUUUGCCGGCAGACUCAUAUGGAGCCGGAUAACAGCACCUCGCAAGAUAAAACCAAUGCUCUCAUCGAUUCUGGUAUGGUGGAUCCAUCGGAGCUCUUGUCAAGGAUAGAAGAACAGAUCGCCUACGCGAAAGAAGACGCUGUUAGCCGGCGAGACAUUCUUGACAAAAUCGAGAGAUGGAUGGGAGCUUGCGAGGAGGAGAGCUGGCUGGAUGACUACAACAAGGAUCAAAAUCGGUAUGCUGGUGGUAGAGGCGCUCAUCUUAAUCUCAAGCGUGCCGAGCGAGCUAGAGUCACCGUUACGAAGCUCCCUGCUCUUGUGGAGUCUUUGAUUGCAAGGACGAGGUCUUGGGAGGAAGAAAGAAGCCAACUUUUCAUGUACGACGGGGUGAGAUUACUGGCAAUGCUGGAAGAAUACAACCUCUUGAGGCACGAAAGGGAUGAAGAGAAGCGGCGAAUGAGGGAUCAAAAGAAGCUCCAAGACCAACUUCUCACCGAGCAAGAAUCCAUCUUCGGCUCCAAGCCCAGCAGCACGCCGCGAAGCAGCAGCAUCAAAAAGGCCCAGCCCCGGAGCAAUGGGAUGAUGAGUAGAAGGCUCUCCCUGGGCGGAGCUCUCCUCCAGCCCGUGAGCCCCGAGACCCCUCGCACAAAUGGGCACCGGCUAAGCACUCCGGGAGGAAACAAUCGCAGGGAUUCCAGGCCUCUCGCCACUGUCCCUCUAAAUUUUGUCGCGGUGAGCAAGGACGACAGCCACAGCUCUCAUUCCUUCCCAUCGGUUGCGAGCUCGGAUCCCAAUUCCCCGCAGUCCAAGUAGACCCGCAGUUCCCCUGUUCUUCGUUCUUCUUGGUUUUAGGGUUUAUCCUCUUGUCAGUUUUUAACUGCUUUCGGUGAAAUCUCCAUCUCGCCGGA
Messenger RNA from Selaginella moellendorffii, 2451 nucleotides. RefSeq names its product 65-kDa microtubule-associated protein 1. The record is from RefSeq and is a predicted model, not a curated record. The coding region runs from base 563 to 2356 and encodes 597 amino acids. Gene Ontology annotation, molecular function: microtubule binding. The transcript is spliced from 13 exons. Gene Ontology annotation, biological process: microtubule cytoskeleton organization. Gene Ontology annotation, cellular component: cytoplasm; spindle. Lineage: Eukaryota; Viridiplantae; Streptophyta; Lycopodiopsida; Selaginellales; Selaginellaceae.